This is a messenger RNA of Protopolystoma xenopodis, 528 nucleotides long. Lineage: Eukaryota; Metazoa; Platyhelminthes; Monogenea; Polystomatidea; Polystomatidae. The record is from the annotation of a GenBank genome assembly.
AUGGCUACUCUCGCGCCCCACCACCUUCACCGCCUCCGUCGCUUAGACUACUGGUCUGGAAACACGUUGAUACUUCCGGUGGGUAGCCAGGUCACGGUCGUCUGGUCAGCUGCGGUACCUCCGCCACCUUCGCUCCUGCGAGGGCCACCUAUUACCGUUCUGCCAGUCCAGUCUGUCAGCCAAGGCAACACAAUCCCUGUCUGGUGGUCAGGCUGGCCCUGUUGCAAACGUUGCCAGUUCUCGCGUCAGGCCCCAGGCAGGCCUGUGCUCGAGGCGAUAGCGGUCGCGCCAGUGCCCCGACCUCGAACCGCAGACUCAUGCGACCCGGCCUUGCCGAGGCUCGACCCGGGAUCGGGGUGGAGAGUCCUGUCUGGCCGGGCGUUGCGUCAGGAAAGCCAACGCAACGAAGUUGGCUUGGCAAAGAACAGUUGGGUUCCGAGGCCUCUCUCGGUUGAUGGUGCCCGUUUCUUGACUGGUUUGCUUGGAUAUGAUUAUAAGAAUGAAGAUGCUCGUCAUUUGACUGACUAA